Messenger RNA from Lobosporangium transversale, 2589 nucleotides. Its product is annotated as Dolichyl-phosphate-mannose-protein mannosyltransferase-domain-containing protein. Bases 1 to 2589 code for a protein of 862 amino acids. Gene Ontology annotation, molecular function: mannosyltransferase activity. Gene Ontology annotation, cellular component: membrane. NCBI's taxonomy places the organism in Eukaryota, Fungi, Mortierellomycota, Mortierellomycetes, Mortierellales, Mortierellaceae. The record is from RefSeq and is a predicted model, not a curated record. Gene Ontology annotation, biological process: protein O-linked glycosylation. The transcript has 8 exons.
AUGAACCAAUCGUUGGGCUUGGCAGAAUGGGACAAGCUGGCGUUGAUGGUAAUCACACUAGUUGCGGUCAUUGUACGCAUAUGGAGGAUCUCUUGGCCAGAUGAAGUCACCUUGGAUGAGGCUAAUAUUGGCAAGAUGAUCAAUAGAUAUAUUACGGGCGAAUACGCGUUUGACGCACAUCCACCGCUCGGAACCAUGAUUAUGGCCGGAAUUGCCGCAAUGACCCGUUAUAACGGUACUUUUGCUUUUGAUGAAAUUGGCGAUUUGAUUCCCGGAUCAGUUCCAUAUAUGUCAGUGAGGUUAAGUAUGGCCAUAUUGGGGGCGCUCUGCGCCCCUAUGGCGUUCAUCACUCUGAAGACAUCUGACCAAGAUACUCCUGCUGCGCUUCUUGCUGCAUCGAUGAUCACAUUUGAUAACGCUUUGGUUGCCAACAAUCGUCUCUUUAGCCUUGAUGCGCCCUUGCUGUUCUUCUUCUCUGCAACCUUUAUGUUCUGGAGCUUUUUUAAGAAACAUUCAGCAAAACCUUUCACUAUCACAUGGUGGUUAUACUUAGUGGCUACAGGGAUAUCGAUGGCGUCAGCGGCAGCUGUCAAGUUGAUAGGAAUAGUAGCUGUUGUUACUGUCAGUCUAUUCACAUUGUCAGCUCUGUACUCUUUGGCCAUUGAGCCCUCUGUUAACACGUUGAUGUGGCUCAAGCAUGCUACAGCACGAGUGGUUGGGUUGAUAAUGAUUCCCAUCCUGGUUUAUACAUCUAUCUUUCAUAUUCACUUUCAAUAUCAAUCAUAUCUCCCGUCGGACCCUAGUUCAGCUUUGGCUACACACGAUCUAAAUCUACUCAGCAGAUCUUUCCAUCGGUCCUUAAUCUCCAAACCCAAGGCUGACAAGGAGAAAGAGAGAACAGAAACCCCUAUCUGGAGCGAUAUCGCCUUUGGAUCUGUGGUCCAGUUACAGAAUGAAGAUACUGAUGGUAUGUUCAUUCACUCCUUUCAUAAUAUGACACCUGGGAAACCAGAUCAACAGCAAGUGGGCGGCUACGAGUAUCCGGACCUGAACACCCAUUGGAUAGUUAUUCGGGCUAUAUCUGGCAACGCUGACGGUAAUAAGGAUAAUGAAAAUGAUGAUGAGAAAGAUGAGAUCCCGACUCGCUUGCAAUACCUCAAACAUGGUGAUACGCUACGGCUACGACACGUCCCCACAAGGCGUUGCUUACACUCGCAUAAAGUGGCUUCGUAUUCAAGCAAAGAAGGUCAGCCGCUGUUUGAGGUAACAGCGUUUGGCACCCAUGACCGAGAUGGAGACUACAACGAUUGGUGGACCAUUGAAGCUGUUGACCCUGUGGCUCGAAAAAAAGUGCUUGAAGAAACUGAUCAGCAGAUCAAGGCUCUUAGGACCGCGUUUCGACUGAGGCAUACAAACCUUGGCUGUUACCUCUAUGCCACCACAAUCAACUUACCAAAGCCCUGGGGUAGGGGGCGGAAGGAAUUGGUCUGCCGCCCAGAUGUCGGCGUCCGGCCUCGAGCCAUUUGGCGGUUCACAACGAAUUUACAUGACUAUUUACCAUACGAAACCCCUUUAGCAAGUUUUCCUCAACUGUCAUUCUGGCAAAAGUUUAUAGAGAUUCAUAGCCUUAUGUGGGCCCACUACCCACUCGCGGAGUCUGCAUUCCGCUCUGCACAAGCACAUCCGAUCCGAUGGCCUCUAGGCCAAGCCAUGAUCCAUGUAUGGGCCGGGUAUAGACGUCAAAUCACAGUUCUUGCAAAUCCAGUCGUGUGGGGCAUAAGUACCAUGGGUAUGAUUACAUACCUUGGUCUUGGUGUCUGGUUCAUCCUCAGGAAAAAGCGCGGCUAUACCGAGACUGGAUUUAUGGCAGGUAAAUAUAUAUGCAGGUUCCAUGCGAAUGACGCUCGUGCCUACUUUGCAGGAUGGAUCAUGACUUAUUUACCGUUCUUCUUUAUCGACCGAACAUUACUGAUGCAUCACUAUUUCCCUGCGCUCUAUUUCUCGGUCUUGAUCACGAGCUCCUUGAUCACUAGGGUCUCUGGCUUCAUCUCAAAGAAGGCUCGUGUAGGUUUAUGGGCUGGGCUGAUCGCGUUGCUUAUCAUUUGGUUUGUUCGGCUAUCACCCCUGUCAUACGCAUCACCACUGACGCGUGAGCAAUGUGAGUCGAUCAGCGGAUGGGUCAACUCCUUCUACAAAGGCCCACACGAUCAAAAUAUCCUAAACUGCGCUCCUUUCCCAAUGGCUAGCAGCCAACAAAUGACAUUCAUACAACUGAAGAAACAAACUCGAUUGACAAAGCAGAUCAAGAAGAGGUUCGGCACUGUGCCGACUGCAGCUGCAGCUGCAUCAGUGGCACCAACAGCAUCAGUAGCAACCACAUCAGGAGCGUCCCACAGUCUUGUAUCCGAAUCUCAUCAGCUACUCUCAGAAUCUUUUCUUCCCAAAGUGGUUCGCCCACAACCUCGACCUCACUCGCCUGUUUUGCCUAUGAAUUACCCACCAAUGGAUCAUCAUUUGCCCAUGCAACACCUUGUCAUGGUCGGCCCUCAAUUGCCACCUCAAUUCCGGAAUACAGAACCGGGUACUUGA